UAUCAUGGAGGAAGUGGAGGACAAUAUGGAGGACACUUGGGAGGAGGCGGAGGAUAUUUUGGAGGUGGAUUUCCAUAUCCUUUCCCUUUCCCAUUCCCUCCUUUUCCAGUAAUGGCUCCACCUACCACCACGUCUCCACCUUCCACCACAUCUGCAUCUUCCACCACGUCCAUGCCUUCAACCACAGUGUGUCCUACUCCCGGGAAUUGCUUAAGCUUCUCAGAAUGUGAAGAAGGGCAGGAAUGCUGUGACCUCCAAGUUGGAACCGAAGAGUUUUACGAGUGUUGUAAUUCGCAUGGCUGCUGCCCCAUGUGCCCCUGCCCAACGUGUCGGAGCACAAGUAAAUGUAGGAAUGGUAAGGGCGUCUGUAAAGUGACUUCCGCAUGCGCCGACGAUGAGGUGGAGAUCAAGAGAGGUUGCAGGGGAGCAGAUUGCAAAUGCUGUGCCAAAGAGGAAGUUGUUCCGGACUGCGAAGGAGCGCUUGCAUGCUGUGGGAUUGAGCCAGGAACUGGAGACUUCUUCGAGUGCGUCAGGAACUACCACUGCGUGCCUGUUUGUCCUCCAACAGGUCUGUGA
This is a messenger RNA of Penaeus monodon (black tiger shrimp), 576 nucleotides long. RefSeq lists its product as uncharacterized. The record is from RefSeq and is a predicted model, not a curated record. Lineage: Eukaryota; Metazoa; Arthropoda; Malacostraca; Decapoda; Penaeidae. Bases 112 to 576 code for a protein of 154 amino acids. The transcript is spliced from 4 exons.